Molecule: messenger RNA, 399 nt
Organism: Macrobrachium nipponense
Lineage: Eukaryota; Metazoa; Arthropoda; Malacostraca; Decapoda; Palaemonidae
Product: sodium/potassium/calcium exchanger 1-like
Exons: 3
Source: RefSeq, a predicted model, not a curated record
AUGGAGAUAGGAGGGGGAGAAGGAGGGGGUGGAGCAUUGGGAGGAAGAGAAGGAGAGAUGGAAGAAGUAGGGAGUGAAGGAGAUUCAGGAGGAGAGGCGGAGGAAGGUGGGGGAGUCGAAAGGGAAGGGGAUUCAGGAGUGGGAGAGGUUGGGGAAGGGGAUUCAUGAGUAGGAGAGUUGGGGGAAGGUGAGGGAGAGGUUGGGGAAGGGGGAGAGGUUGGGGAAGUUGGGGGAGAUGAAAGGCAAGGGGAUUCAGGAGUGGGAGAGGUUGGGGAAGGUGGGGGAGAGGUUGGGGAGGAGGUUGGGGAAGGGGAUUCAGGAGUAGGAGAGGUUGGGGAAGUUGGGGGAGAUGAAAGGGAAGGGGAUUCAGGAGUGGGAGAGGUUGGGGAAAGGUGGUAG